Messenger RNA from Esox lucius (northern pike), 4026 nucleotides. RefSeq names its product pyridoxal-dependent decarboxylase domain containing 1 (gene pdxdc1). Gene Ontology annotation, biological process: carboxylic acid metabolic process. Gene Ontology annotation, cellular component: intracellular membrane-bounded organelle. NCBI's taxonomy places the organism in Eukaryota, Metazoa, Chordata, Actinopteri, Esociformes, Esocidae. Gene Ontology annotation, molecular function: carbon-carbon lyase activity; pyridoxal phosphate binding. The record is from RefSeq and is a predicted model, not a curated record. Bases 466 to 2970 code for a protein of 834 amino acids. The transcript is spliced from 24 exons.
GUUUUUACGUUCUAAAACAUGCAGACAGAAAUGCGGUAUGUAGAAGAAACAUGGCUCUGCUACAUUAAUAAUUUGGAAUUGACUGUUUUAUUUAAAUAAUUUCUAUAUGUAACGUCAGUCAACCUUUUGCAUCUGAAUGUGGUCCAGUUUGUCAAGAAAGAAAUUGGCUGUGUUUGCAAAUGGUCUGAGUUCCUGUUACAGUUCCUGUAACCUUAAGGUUACGGUUUCUGGUGUGGCCAGAAAGGAGUGGCUGGAGCCAGAGUUGCGAUACGUCAGCUCUGCCAGCGUGGAAUAGAGAGACAGACCGCCAGUCCAGGAAGUAAAAAUUACAGAAGUUCUACAAGGCAAAGAUAGCAGGACAACGACAGUUCCAGUUAUCAACACUGUACUGUACUAUUCCUCCUUCAUAUACCGAGUCCACGGAGAGGGUAGGCGGCGAAUCCCUGCCUUGAUUUCCAGCGGUAUAUGGAACAACCGCCUCACAAGAUGAUGGUCGACCCUACCCUUGCUGAAAUGGGCAAGAACCUCAACCAAGCCAUGAAGAUCUUUGAGGAUGGCCAAAGGCCAUCGGAGCCGGAUGGAGAGAGACGACGGUUCAGCAGGAGUAGUAUCCCUGGACCACUACAGAGAGAUGGCCAGGAUGUGGCCAGUAUUCUCCAGCUGGUUCAGAAUCUCAUGCAUGAAGAAGAGGAAGACACGCCAAGCCAUCGUAGGAUGCAGAACGUUGGAGAGCAGGGUCACAUGGCAUUGCUAGGACACAGCCUGGCAGCCUUCAUCUCUGUGUUGGACAAGGACCGCCUCAGAAAGCUGACCACACGCAUCGCAUCAGACACAACACUCUGGCUGUCCAGACUCUUUAGGUAUGAAAAUGGCUCAGCAUACUACCACGAGGAUGACCGUGAGGGGCUGCUGAAGGUGUGUCGGCUGGUCAUCAACGCACGCUACGAGGACUACACCACCGAGGGCUUCACCGCGCUCAAUUCCAGACAGCCGGUCAUCUACCAGAGUGCCACCUGCAGGCCCGGCCUAGGACAGCACCUUUGUUGUCAGUUGGGUCUGCCUUUAUCCAGCCUGUGCACUGUCCCCUGUAAUACCAUGUUUGGGUCCCAGCACCAAAUGGAUGUUGCCCUGCUGGACAAGCUAAUCAAAGAAGACAUGGAAACUGGAAAGCUUCCACUACUGUUGAUAGCCAACGCAGGCACCCCUUGGGCUGGCCACACCGAUAAGCUGGGUCGUCUUAAGGAGUUGUGUGAACAGUAUGGCAUGUGGCUCCAUGUGGAAGGGGUCAACUUAGCCACCCUGGCUCUGGGACAGGUCUCAUCUCCGGUGAUGGCGGCCUCCAGGAGCGACAGUAUUACCCUGACCCUGGGUCCGUGGCUGGGUCUGCCCGCUGUCCCUGCUGUCACCCUCUACAGACAUGACGACCCAGCCCUGACUCUGGCCGCGGGUUUGACCUCCAGUCAGCCUGUAGAGAAGCUACGUGCCCUUCCGCUUUGGCUCUCCCUGCAGUACCUCGGCCAUGACGGCAUUGUGGAAAAGAUCAGACACGCUGCCGAACUGAGUCAACAGCUUCUGGAGAAACUGAAGACUCUGGCUUCCAUAAAGACAUCGGGUGUGAUGUCUCUCUCCCCGAUCCCGCCCAUCUCAGGGGGCUCUCUACGGGACGUGCUGGGCUCUCUCAUUCUCUCUAUUGUAGAGGAUGAGGUCAACUCUCCAGUAGUGGUGUUUAGGUUCUCCCAAGAGACCAGUGCAGCAUCCAGUGGUGGCUCUAUGGAGGGCUACUUUGCUGGGGAGAGAGAAGUGAUAGAUACUCUGAACAGAUGGCUAGGUGAGCGGUUGGCACAGCUGGUUCCCGCCAGUGGGGUAGACGUAGUGGAGCUGGAGGAGGAGGGCACCUGUGUCCGGUUCUCCCCUCUCAUGACCGCUGCAGUCCUAAGGACCCAGUGUUGUGAUGUGGAUCUCCUCGUGGAGCAGUUGACGGAGCUUGUUCCCAUUCUAAGCUGUACACUGCGUCUCAGACAGGACUUCAGGGAGGAAGUGUACCGCCACUCUGCCCUCAGUUACAUACAGGACCUCAGCUGGCCUGGCCUGGGAGCCGUCAGAUAUGAGCCAAGGGGUGAGGAGCUGGACGACGGUAAGAGGCAGCAGGAGGUAGAGAAGAUCAACAGUGAGCUGUUGAAGAAACUAGGGGAUCUGGAUGCGGACCUGAUCUUCUCCACUGGCCCAGAGUUUGGACCGGAGAAGGAUUGCAUAUUUAUUGGCAUGGCAACAGAGGAUUUGGAUGUGUCAGAGCUGGUGGAUAUGAUAGCCACCCUGGGGAGGGACUUGGAAGAGAGUGGCAGGCUAUUAGAGAACAUGACCGAGGUGGUGAGAAAAGGCAUCCAGGAAGCAGAGCUGCAGCUCCAGAAAGCCAAUGAAGAGAAACUCAUGGAGGAGGGUGUGUUGAGACAGAUUCCUCUGGUUGGCUCAGUGUUGAACUGGUUCUCUCCAUUCCAGAGCACUGUGAAGGGCAGGACAUUUAACCUGGCUGCAGGUUCCCUGGACUCCACAGAGCCCACCUACUCAAUGAAGGCCCAGACAGGUGUUGUAGCAUCACCAGAAACCCCAACCUUCUCUUCCAAAAGACUGCCAGGUCAGAGGCUGUUUCGACGCGGUGGCUCUGACUCCCACAGUGAGACCAGCUCUGUGGGCCAAGCUGAAGAUCUCUCCAAGGAAGGGGUCCAUUCACCCUCCGCACCCACCCCACCUUGUGUCCUACAGCCGGAUGAGGUGACGUCUGAGGCCCUUGAGAGGCCUCAAGUGCCACAAGGUCAGGAGGUCAAUCCACUGACCUCCCAAGUUCUAGCUCAACCUGAGGCUGGGCAGCAGGAAGAUGGGCAGAUGGGGACGGAGGAAAGGGGUAUGGAGAAGAUACAACCUGAGGGCCAACAGACCAUAGAGGAGUCCCAGGAGGAUGAGACAGGCAGAUAAGACGGCAACCAGGACAGGGUCUGAAAAAGAACCAGACCAGUCUAGCAAGUGUUGUAGAGCAGCGAUUCAUUCACUUCAGAAAUCUUUCCCUUACCUCUUGAGCCUUGUAGAUCUGAAGGGACUAUAGACAGGAUAAGAGAUUGAAGGGAUUGCAAAAGCAUUACUUUGCCUACCAAAAGGGUAAAGCGUGCUAUUGUCAUUAUCUUCUUUAGUCUUUCUUUUCAGUCACUUGAGGACUGUGAACGGAAGAGGUCAGGAGCAAAGGAAAGGGAACAGGAUUUCAGAAAGGAAUCCAGCCUUAGGGACAUUGAGUUCUUUCCACGGUAGUCCAGAGAUCAUCUCUGACUUUCAAAGUACUCUGUCCUGCAGUGGGUUAAUACAUAUUUAAGUUGACCCAUGUGUGCCCUGUACAACCUAGGGACUCUGGUUAAGAAGAAAAUACUUCAGGGCCUAGGGUCAAAGGAGGGUAGUCUGUGGACUUUCUGGGUCAAAGCCUCCAUUCUACUCCUCCAGUCUCUCAUCAUGGCCCGAAGGUAAAGCAGCUUAUAUGCAAGCCAAGUAACAUGUGACUUACACUGGAAAUAAUAACAUUUUAUAUUAUCUGGUCUGUACACAAACCUUGUAUUUCUAUCCACUCCGUGUCAUGAACAGUAAAAAAAUAAAUGAAGGCAAACUGAAUUGAACAACAAAGAACACACACUUCGUUCUGACCUUCAAACACUUCCAUGUACACUACCCUGACAGUCCCUCCACAGUUUGUCAAAUAACCACCCUACACAGGUUGAAGUCUGUGUGUGUGUACUGUUUUAUGAAUGUCGUCAAUAAGGGACUAACAGUCUUUGGGGCUUACAUUGCCUUACGUCCAAAGUUGGUUUAACAUUUUAUUUUUAUUUUUUAGGGAAAUAUUUUCUUUCUUUGCCAAGAUACUUAGUUUCAAUGCUGUAUGUUGAGAUGUGUAUUAUGAAUAAGUCAGUUGUAACUGUUAUAAUGCCGGGACUGAUGAUUGCUUAUUUUCAGGUCAGAUAGGCUGGCUUGAUGUAGGGUUGUUUAAAAGAA